This is a messenger RNA of Fragaria vesca subsp. vesca, 840 nucleotides long. Its product is annotated as probable LRR receptor-like serine/threonine-protein kinase At3g47570-like. The transcript has a single exon. The coding region runs from base 1 to 840 and encodes 279 amino acids. The record is from RefSeq and is a predicted model, not a curated record. NCBI's taxonomy places the organism in Eukaryota, Viridiplantae, Streptophyta, Magnoliopsida, Rosales, Rosaceae. Gene Ontology annotation, biological process: protein phosphorylation. Gene Ontology annotation, molecular function: protein kinase activity; ATP binding.
AUGGGAGGAUGGAACAUAAUCGCUAUCCUCCUCGCAGUCUGUGACUUAAUUGAAAUCACUGUUGCGUUGGUGUUACUGUAUCUUUGUUGCUUACGGAGGAAAACAAAGAAGCCAACUAGUUCAAGUGAUUCGGAAAAUUUUCUGAAGCUCUCUUACCAAUCACUUGUAAAAGCUACUGAUGGAUUCUCCUCUGGAAACUUGAUCGGUGAAGGCAGCUUUGGAUUAGUGUUCAAAGGAGUACUAAAUGAAGGUGAACGAACAGUCGCUGUCAAAGUACUAAACCUUGUUCGUCAUGGAGCUUUGAAAAGUUUCCUUGCUGAAUGUGAGGCCUUGAGAAACAUUAGACACCGUAGUCUUUUGAAAGUACUCUCUGUAUGUUCGGGUAUCGACUCUCACGGUGAUGAUUUCAAGGCCUUGAUCUAUAAGUUCAUGAUUAAUGGGAGCUUAGAUAAAUGGUUGCAUCCAAGUCAGACAGUUGCUGAGACAAUGGACAGACCAAGAAGCUUGAGUUUUUCUGAGAGGUUGAACAUUGCUAUUGAUGUCUCUAUGGCGGUUGAUUAUCUCCAUCACCAUUGUGAGACGCCCAUAGUUCAUUGUGACCUGAAGCCAAGCAACGUUCUUCUCGAUGAUGAUAUGGUUGGGCAUGUUGGUGAUUUUGGACUGGUCAGAGUCCUUCCCAAGGCUUCUGCUAAUCAAUCAAGCUCCGUAGGAGUAAAAGGCACCAUUGGCUAUACUCCUCCAGGUACAUAUGUUCUUUAUUUUCAGAGAGACCUAAAUUUGCUAAUCUUACUAAAUUUAAUAGUUUCAAGGCUUGAAAUUAAGUACUUGUAUACCCAAUAG